This is a messenger RNA of Nannospalax galili (Upper Galilee mountains blind mole rat), 3620 nucleotides long. RefSeq names its product proline, glutamate and leucine rich protein 1 (gene Pelp1). The transcript is spliced from 18 exons. Lineage: Eukaryota; Metazoa; Chordata; Mammalia; Rodentia; Spalacidae. Gene Ontology annotation, biological process: rRNA processing. Gene Ontology annotation, cellular component: nucleus. The record is from RefSeq and is a predicted model, not a curated record. Bases 118 to 3573 code for a protein of 1151 amino acids.
GCGGAUUCAACUAGCGCGCGGGGCCCGCAGCCCCCUCCUCACGCCCCCUGCCCGGGAAGCGUGCGUCGCGCUUGUGUGUGCGUCAUCACGCCACGCCACUGCUCCAGCCCAGGGAAGAUGGCGGCAGCCGUUCUGAGUGGGCCCUCUGCGGGCUCCCCGGCUGGAGCUGCCGGCGGGGCGGGGGGCCUCUCGGCGGCGGGGUCGGGUCCGCGUCUGCGUCUGCUGUUGCUGGAGAGCGUUUCCGGGCUGCUGCAGCCGCGAACUGGGUCCUCGGUGGCUCCUGUACAUCCCCCGGUGCACUGGGCCCCACACUUGCCUGGGCUUAUGUGCCUGUUACGGCUGCAUGGGACGGUGGGUGGGGCCCAGAACCUUUCAGCUCUUGGGGCAUUGGUGAAUCUCAGUAAUGCACAUCUUGGUUCCAUCAAAACCCGAUUUGAAGGCCUGUGCCUGCUGUCCCUCCUGGUCGGAGAGAGUCCCACAGAGUUGUUCCAGCAGCACUGCAUUUCUUGGCUUCGGAGCAUUCAACAGGUGUUGCAGUCCCAGGACCCACCACCCACCAUGGAGUUGGCUGUGGCUAUCCUGAAGGACCUGCUCCGAUACGCAUCCCAGCUUCCUACACUGUUCCGGGACAUCUCCACCAAUCACCUCCCUGGGCUUCUUACUUCUUUACUGGGCCUCAGACCAGAGUGUGAACAGUCAGCAUUAGAGGGGAUGAAGGCUUGUGUGACCUACUUUCCUCGGGCUUGUGGUUCUCUGAAAGGCAAGCUGGCCUCGUUUUUCCUAUCUCGGGUGGAUGCCUUGAGCCCUCAGCUUCAGCAGUUGGCCUGUGAGUGUUACUCCAGGUUACCCUCUUUAGGUGCUGGCUUUUCCCAGGGCCUGAAGCACACGGAGAACUGGGAACAGGAGCUGCACAGCCUGUUGGCCUCACUGCACAGCUUGCUGGGGGCCCUGUAUGAAGGAGCAGAAAUGGCUCCUGUGCAGAGCGAAUGCCCUGGAGUGGAGACUCUGCUUGCCCAUUCAGAAGAUGGUAACACUCAUGUCCUCCUCCGACUUCAGCAGAGGUUUUCAGGACUGGCCCACUGCCUGGGGCUCAUGCUCAGCUCGGAGCUCGGAGCACCUGUGUCCAUGCCUGUGCAGGAAAUCCUGGAUCUCAUCUGCCGGAUCCUCAGCAUCAGUGGCAAGAAUAUUAGUUUGCUUGGAGAUGGUCCUCUGAGGUUGCUGCUGCUGCCCUCUAUCCACCUUGAAGCCUUGGACCUUCUCUCUGCACUCAUCCUUGUGUGUGGAGGCCGGCUCAUGCGUUUUGGGACCCUGAUCAGCCGCCUGCUUCCCCAGGUCCUCAAUACCUGGAGCACUGGGAGGGACACUUUUUCUCCAGGCCAAGAGAGACCUUACAGCUCCAUUCGAACCAAGGUGUAUGCUAUCUUAGAGCUGUGGGUGCAGGUUUGUGGGGCCUCAGCAGGUAUGCUUCAGGGAGGAGCCUCUGGAGAGGCCUUGCUCACCCACCUGCUCAGUGACAUCUCCCCACCAGCUGAUGCCCUUAAGCUGCGCAGCCCCCAGGGAAGCUCUGAUGGAGGUUUACAAAGUGGGAAGCCCAGUGCCCCCAAGAAGCUAAAGCUGGAUGUGGGGGAAGCAAUGGCCCCAUCCAGCCAUCGGAAAGGAGAUAGCAACGCCAACAGCGAUGUGUGUGCUGCUGCAUUGAGAGGCCUCAGCCAGACCAUCCUUAUGUGUGGGCCUCUCAUCAAGGAGGAGACUCACAGGAGACUUCAUGAUCUGGUCCUGCCCCUGGUCAUGGGACUCCAGCAGGGAGAUGUUCUGGGCAGUUCUCCUUACAACAGUUCCUGCUGCCGCCGUGAGCUCUACCGCCUGCUGCUGGCUUUACUGCUGGCACCUUCCCCUCGCUGCCCACCUCCUCUUGCCUGUGCCCUACAAGCUUUUUCUCUUGGCCAGCGAGAAGGUAGCCUUGAGGUCUCUUCUUUCUGCUCAGAAGCACUGGUGACCUGUGCUGCUCUCACACAUCCUCGAGUUCCUCCCCUGCAGGCCAUGGGCCCCACCUGUUCCACACCUGCCCCAGUUCCUCCUUCUGAGGCCCCAUCUCCAUUCAGGGCCCCACCCUUUCAUCCUCCAGGCCCUAUGCCCUCCAUAGGUGCUAUGCCCUCUCCAGGCCCUGUGCCCUCAGCAGGCCCAAUGUCCUCAACAGGCCCCAUGCCCUCAGUAGGCCCAAUGUCCUCAGCAGGACCCAUGACUUCAGCAGGACCCAUGCCCUCUACAGGUCCUGUGCCCUCUCGCCCUGGACCUCCAGCAACCACCAACCACUUAGGCCUUUCUGUCCCAGGCCUGGUUUCUGUCCCACCCAGGCUCCUCCCUGGCCCUGAAAACCACCGUGCAGGCUCCAAUGAGGACUCCGUCCUUGCUCCUAGUGGGACUCCUCCACCUAGUAUACCCCCAGAUGAAACUUUUGGGGGGCGAGUACCCAGGCCUGCCUUUGUUCAUUAUGAUAAGGAGGAGGCAUCUGAUGUGGAGAUCUCCUUGGAAAGUGACUCUGAUGAUAGUGUGGUGAUCGUGCCUGAGGGGCUUCCACCUCUGCCACCUCCACCACCUUCAGGCUCUCCUCCACCCCCUGUGGCCCCCACUGGGCCACCAACAGCCUCCCCUCCUAUGCCAGCCAAGGAGGAGUCUGAAGAACUUCCUGCAACUCCAGGGCCUCUACCCCCACCCCCACCGCCACCCCCACCUGCUUCUGGUCCUGUGGCACUUCCACCACCCCAGCUGGUCCCUGAAGGAACUGCUGGAGGGGGAGGACCCCCAGCCCUGGAAGAGGAUUUGACAGUUAUUAAUAUCAACAGCAGUGAUGAAGAGGAGGAAGAAGAGGAGGAAGAGGAAGAGGAGGAAGAUGAGGAUGAAGAGGAAGAAGACUUCGAGGAAGAUGAAGAAGAGGAGGAAGAAUAUUUUGAGGAGGAAGAAGAGGAAGAAGAAUUUGAAGAGGAAUUUGAGGAGGAAGAAGGUGAGUUAGAAGAGGAGGAGGAGGAGGAAGAAGAGGAAGAAGAAUUGGAAGACGUGGAAGAUAUGGAAUUUGGUUCAGCAGGAGGGGAGAUAGAAGAAGGUGGACCUCCACCCCCAACUCUGCCUCCAGCUCUGCCCUCUGCAGACUCCCCCAAAAUACAGCCUGAGCCAGAUGCUGAACCUGAACCUGGGCUCUUGCUGGAAGUGGAGGAGCCAGGGACAGAGGAGGUGCCUGGGCCUGAGACAGCCCCCACCCUGGCCCCUGAGGUUCUUUCCUCCCAGGAGGGGGUGGAGCAGGAAGGGGGAAGCCCCGUAGCAGGGCCACCUCUUCCAGAGACUGUAGAAGAAGAGUCCUCUGCUCCUCCUACCCUGCUGGAAGAGGGGACUGAGAGUGGUGGUGACAAGGUGCCACCCCCAGCAGAGACAUCUGCAGAAGAAGAGAUGGAGACAGAAGCAGAAGCCACAACUGUCAAGGAGAAGGAGCAGGAUGACACAGCUGCCAUGCUGGCUGACUUCAUCGAUUGCCCUCCUGAUGAUGAGAAGCCACCACCUGCUACAGAGCCUGACUCUUAACCCUUUCUGCACCCCAACACUUUGUAUCCAAUAAAGUUAUAUCCAUA